This is a messenger RNA of Diprion similis, 695 nucleotides long. RefSeq names its product 40S ribosomal protein S10 (gene RpS10b). Gene Ontology annotation, molecular function: RNA binding; structural constituent of ribosome. Gene Ontology annotation, cellular component: cytosolic small ribosomal subunit. Bases 142 to 624 code for a protein of 160 amino acids. Lineage: Eukaryota; Metazoa; Arthropoda; Insecta; Hymenoptera; Diprionidae. The transcript has 3 exons. The record is from RefSeq and is a predicted model, not a curated record.
AAAACCUUCGAUAUCAUCGCGCUGCAUGUGGCAGAAGUUCGAACCCUCGACACAACGAUGAGCGACCGAUGAUUCACGGUACGGAACGCGCGAAUGGUGGCCUUCUUUUUCCGGUGACAAGUCCGACACGAAGCACCCAAAAUGUUGAUGCCCAAGAAAAACCGCGUUGCCAUUUACGAGUACCUCUUCAAGGAGGGAGUAAUGGUGGCUAAAAAGGAUUAUCACGCACCCAAGCAUCCAGAACUCGAGACCAUACCCAAUUUGCAGGUUAUCAAAGCUAUGCAGUCCUUGAAGUCACGAGGUUACGUCAACGAGCAGUUUGCUUGGAGACACUUCUACUGGUACCUGACGAACGAGGGCAUCGAAUACCUGCGAGCUUAUCUCCAUCUCCCUCCAGAAAUCGUUCCUGCAACAUUGAAGAGACAGGUCAGACCUGAAACCGCGCGGCCCAGACCCGCCGCUGGCCCUAGGAGCGAGGGAUCGCGACCAGCUGAAGACCGUGCUGGUUAUCGCCGAGGUCCUGGCGGACCGCCAGCACCUGGUGAUAAAAAGGCUGAUGUUGGCGCUGGUACUGGUGAUCUCGAGUUCCGUGGAGGAUUUGGGCGCGGAAAAGCUCCACAAUAAAUAAGCUUCGUUUAUUACAUAAAAUGCAACAAAAUCUGUAUAAUCAUGAAUAAAACAUGACUCAGUACAUA